AUGACCACCACCAACUCCCCGGAGGAAGCGGCCGAUCCGGCCAGCGUCUCCGCCGCGGCCCCUUAUGGCACGCGAUCGAGAGGUCGCAACGCUCCUCGGCCUAACUAUGCAGAAGAUCGGGAGAUCGAAGUGGAGUAUGAACCUUCACUUCCAAAGAAUGCAAAGCGCACCAGUGCCGUGGGCUCAAAUAACAUCGUCAACGGCGCCAAACCAGACGCUGAAAAAGCUUCACCCACCCAACCACGCAAGACCCUGCCAAAUGGCACCGCGACUAACGGCAAUGCCACCCCCAAUGCCACCAGUGCCAAUGCAAUCCCCAAGGAGUCAAUUCCAGGUACUUCGUCAUUUUCUUCAAGACCAGAGGAGAAUGGAUCUGCAUUGAGGAAGCGGAAGCAACCCGCGAGCACUCCCAAUUCGGCUUCCAUUGGCAAUCCUGCCAAAAAGAUCUUCACAACCGCCCCUGGAGAUUUUGAUGGCGCCUAUAUUACCAAUAUGGUCAGCUUCGAAUCAUCUACACCAUAUCUCAAAGACGGUCAAAUAAAAGCAGAUGAUGGUACCACAUUUGCUGUUAAUGAUCAUGUCUAUUUGAUCUGUGAACCCCCGGGCGAGCCCUACUAUUUGGCUCGCAUCAUGGAAUUGUUGCCAUCCAAAACCAAGGGCGAUGGUGUUAUUGAAGCGUUGAGAGUCAACUGGUACUAUCGUCCCCGAGACAUUCAACGACAUAGCCCAGACACUCGAUUUGUGUACGCGUCCAUGCAUUCAGAUACCUGCCCGCUUUCUUCCCUGCGCGGUAAAUGUGAAAUUCGCCAUGUUUCAGAAAUUGACGACAUUAAUGCAUACAAGAAGACUCGCGACUCUUUUUGGUAUGACAAGAUGUUUGACCGAUAUAUCCACCGGUUGUACGAUGUAAUUCCGACAAAAGAUGUGAUAAACGUACCCGCAAAUGUCAAGAAGGUCCUUGAUGAUCGUUGGAAGUUCAUUUUGGUUGAGAUGGGCAAAGGCAAGGAAUUGACUGGCGCUGUUAAGACGUGCAAGCGAUGUCGCCAGUUUGCGGCAAAUUCCGAGUCUGUCGAUUGUGCUGUGUGCCAUUCAACUUAUCACAUGCACUGUGUGCGACCUGCAUUGACCAAAAAACCAGCUCGAGGAUUUGCCUGGGCCUGUGCCGCUUGCAGCCGUGCCCAAGAGCGCAAGCUUGAGGCGCGGAAUACCCCACACAUGAACGAGACGCGAGCAGAAGGCGAGGAGGAAGUCGUGGAGGAGGAGGAAGAGGAGCACCAUGCCAAUGGUGUCAUAAACGGGACUGACGCCAGCACCCCAACUGCAGCGGAGGAUUUUAUGCCGAAGCCCGAAACAGCAGAACAGAUGGCACAGGCGAAAAUGUGGCCUUAUCGCUAUCUGGGAAUUCAUUGCCGAGUGGAGGAUGCUCUGGACUACGAUGAUCGAAUUUAUCCCCGUGCAAGUUCGCGCCUUGGACCGCGACACCAAGCGAUUGUCAACCUCUGGCCUGGCCGCACCGUCGAAUAUGUGAAACCUCCAGAGCUGAAAAAGAAGGCCGUCAAGGUAGCGGGUGGACGAAGUGUCAUGAAGCUUACCAAGGAAUCUCAGGCGGCGCUGGAUGCUGCGAAAAUCGACCGUGCCACCCGACCAAAGUGGGUUCAAGAUGAGCCCCCAGGAUAUAUCGCACGCGGUGAAGAUGAGCCUGUGACCGUUAAUGGAAAGCAAGUUCGUACUGCCGAAAUGUUAUUCAAAAUGCCGACAGCAGAUCAAUUUUCUUCCCGCGGCGAAGACGAUGCACCAGGCGCCCAUCUAAGCGACGCGGACAGGGAAAAGUUCAUUGACGAUUACAUGCGUCAGGCGAAGGAGCUGGCUCCUGAACUCGGAGUGGAGAAGUAUUCCACCAACUUUUUGGAUAAAGCUUUGGAACUUCUGUAUUCUGAGAGCUUCAACGUGGAGACAGCUCUUGCAAAGCUGAAGAAAGUUAACAAAUACAAGGAUCUCAAUGAGCCUCAGCUAAAACCGGAGGAGUUGAAGCUAUUCGAACAAGGUGUCGCCAAAUACGGAUCUGAAUGGCGCAACAUCGCAAAGCAUGUCAAAACAGUCCACAUUUUCCACAUUGUACGAUUCUAUUACAUGUGGAAGAAGACUCCUCGCGGAAGACAGAUUUGGGGUAGCUACGAAGGGAGGCGCGGGAAAAAGGAGGUUCGACGACAGAGCGUUAUCUCAUCAAAGUUAGUUGACGAUGUCGCCGAUGACCAUGACGACUCUGCAUUCGACAACGAAAAAGCAGUGGUCCAGAAGAAGGGGUUCCAGUGCAAGUUCUGCUCGACACGUCAUUCUCGACAAUGGCGGCGCGCCCCUCUUGUGCCGCCUGGAACUGUUGUUCCCUCCGACCCUUCGGCGAAGAAGGACAAAGGACCCUUGCUGACCGUCGCUCUCUGCCUCCGAUGCGCCCUUCUGUGGCGAAAGUACAGCAUCCAAUACGAGGAUGUCGACGAACUUGGCAAGAGAAUUGCGACCAGUGGCAACAAGUCAUGGAGACGACGCAUUGACGAAGAAUUACUGGCUCAGCUAAUUUUAGCUACCGAAACCCCGUUCACUAUCAACAGUACCACUGCUGCUACCGCAACCUCGAUGGGUAUCGCCGUGGAUAGUAAUCCGCAAUUACAGCAUGAGAGCAAGCUGGAUCUUUCCAAGAAGAAGCCAAUCCGUCCUGAUGUACCAACACCUGCAACCUCUACAGCAACAUCAUCUGUAGAGCCAAUGCCGCCAAAGAAGAAGCCGGUUGUCGAGAAGGUUUCUGAAGGUCCACCAAUUGUCCCCGAUCCGCCCAGAGCCAAGACUCUCCCAUGCGCUGUUUGCAACAAGGUUGAGCCCACUGGGGAGGAGCAUGUUUCUUGCCGUGAUUGCCGCUUGACUGUUCACCGUAACUGCUAUGGAGUGCAAGGCACCUGGGCCGGUAAUAAGUGGCUUUGCGACAUGUGCUCUAACGACCGCAGUCCUUCGAUCUCAACGACCUAUGAAUGUGUGCUGUGUCCCGUAUCCUGGACAGAACAUGAACUCAUGGAAACCACCAAGAACACCAGCCGCAAGAAGUCAGACCGCGACAAGGAGAAAGAAAGACUGGAGAAAGAAAUGGUCGUGGAAGCUAUCAAGUUGUAUCGUCAGCGACAGGAAGCAGUUGGAAAACCUACCGGGCCUCGUGAACCCUUGAAACGCACGGCUGGCAACAACUGGGCUCACGUUUUAUGUUCAUUGUUGACCCCGGAGGUCAAGUUUGGGGAUGCUAGAGAACUGGAGCCUGCUGAGGGCUUUGGUUCUAUCCCUAAGGACCGAUGGCGGCAGGUGUGCAAGAUUUGCAAGUCUUCAAAGGGCGCUUGCAUUCCAUGUCACUCCUCUGGAUGUCAUGCUCAUUUCCACGUCGGUUGUGCCUUCCAAGCGCAAUACCGAUUUGGUCUUGAUGUCGCACCCGUAAAAGGCUCACGGAAAGACAGCCCCCAAACCAUUCGUCUUGGCGGUGAGCUUGGUGUAGCUACCCCGGUUGUCUACUGUCCUAGCCACACCGCGCCUUCUACCCUCCACGACCUCGGCGAAAUGACCGGACAGAAUAGUCUCAAUGCUCUCCAGUUGUUUGCUCAAACAUACAAGCAGGCAGAUCUCACGCUCACCGGUACAUCUAGAAAGGCAGCAUACGUCCAGCAAUCGGUUGCCGUUCCACAUCAUUCUGCAGUAAACGCUGCCUCGCGACGAGCUUCUACGAGCAAUGGGCUGCCGCCAACCCCCAGGGAUACCCACAAGCCACAGCCGACGCCAACUGAGCCUGGGCCCGAUGACAUGGAUAUUGACACGGAGGAACGGCCAGCUCCACGUCCGAUUUCUGGGAUUGCGACUGCAGCAACCGCACGCAAAUGUGUUCGCUGUGCAAGUGACUUCAGUCCCAGAUGGUGGCCGAGUGUACGACACCCAACCCACCGAGGAACUUUGGCGAACGGAGUGGGAGCAAACCCGAGCUUCCAAAUUUUUGCACAUGGAUCUCCGUUCCCGCACGUCAAUGGAGAUGCUGGAGAGUCUACAUAUGAAUGCCAUAAAUGCCAUUUGAAGAACCCCACGCCAGCAGAACCUGUGCCCGAACCCCGGCCUUCGCCUUAUCCUCCAGUCCAGGCUCCGGCUCCGGCUCCGGCUCCGGCUCCAGUACCACCUCCAGCUCCGGCACCAGCUCAAACACAGCCUGCGCCUCCACCUCAACAACGUCCUAUGCUUCCGAUGGGCGCCCCCCACCCUCACCAAUUUGUGCAGCACAAUCAUCCACCUCCUCCAGCUAGUGUUCUCGGACGGCCUCAUCCCCCUGCUCACUCCCACUCGCACGGUGCUAUCCCAGGAUACCCGCCGCGAUAUGAGCAGCGACCGCCACCAAACGAUCCGAAUUUGCGCAAUGGCAUGUCGCCUCGUGCUUAUUCUGCUGUGCCUCAGCCUCCACCCCCACAUCAUCUGGGGAGCUAUUCUCCUGCCCAUCCUGCCCAUCCUGCCCAUCCUUCCCACCCUUCCCAUUCUCCCCAUCCUUCCCACCCUGCCCAUCCAGCUCACCCUGCUCAUCCUGCUCAUCCCGCUCAUCCUCCUCAUCCUCCUCAUCCUGCUCACCCCGUUCGUCCUGCUCAUCCCUCAAACCAUCAUCCUCCGGUCCCUUCUCCAUCACACUACCCGCAUCCUGGUCCCCCCGGGCCUCCAUCACAACAAUAUUCGACUCAUCAGAGUCCAUAUGGACCGAUGCCAGCGCGCUCCCCGCACAUGUCACAGCCUCCUCCACGAUCAUACGCAGCAGCCUCUGCAUCCCCGCCUAUUGUGCAGGCGACGAUCAAUCGAUCGCCACAAACCUCAUUGAGUGCGCUGAAUGGUGGUCCGCCGCCACGCAUGUACUCUGUCGAUCGUGGCUUAGGUGCACCGUCUCACUCGCCACCCGUUGCUCAGGCCCGUCUUGACCCGCGCGGACCUACGCCGCCUAUUCGACCGGAGAACACACCCCCGUCUCACAUGGGACCUACCAGUGCCAGUCGACACCCAGGAGUGAACGGCACAAGCGCUGGUUCGGGUGCAAGUGCAAGUCCAUCACUCAAGAAUCUCCUUUCUUGA
Molecule: messenger RNA, 5124 nt
Organism: Penicillium verhagenii
Lineage: Eukaryota; Fungi; Ascomycota; Eurotiomycetes; Eurotiales; Aspergillaceae
Product: DNA-binding E3 ubiquitin-protein ligase SNT2
Exons: 2
Coding region: 1-5124 (1707 amino acids)
Biological process (GO): histone catabolic process
Cellular component (GO): Lid2 complex
Molecular function (GO): ubiquitin-protein transferase activity; chromatin binding
Source: RefSeq, a predicted model, not a curated record